UGCUGAAAUGUGCCUCCAGUUGUCACGUCACUCCAUCUCCUGUCUGCCUUGUCCCUUCUCCUCCGGUGUUUCUCAUCUCCAGCUUUUACUCUCAGCCCUAACUCUGCCAGCGCUCUCGCUCAUCUGCACUCUCCCACUGGUGUGUUUAUUUUGGUUGGGUUUUAGCGUGAUUUCUUGUAGACUCAUCCAUCGCAAUUUUGCACUGUUGAAAGGGGGUUAUUCAACGGAAAGUUUGCAAAAGUUUGGAAAAUGGUCCCAGGCCUCCACCACAGGAGAGUUGACGUCUCCUGCAGCUCCUGCAAGUCUCUGAACUUCCCAUGCAGUUGCGGCCUCUGAGGUCUUGUGUCUCGGGGGUUUUAGAUGGAUUGCUUUGGUGUAAGUGUAUGGAGGUAACAUUUUCACAAGAGAACAGUCAAAUUCUUCUCUGCUGCUGCUGAUGGGCAUGAAACUCUCAUCAGAAGGAGAAAAAUUCUUGAAAGGUUGCGCAAAUAUGACUCUGGGAUAAGGAGCACCUUUGUUUGUGUUCCUCGUGUUUGUUUUUCAAGUGUAGCAACCCUCUAAUGUGGUGGCAGAGUGGAGAACCACUGCCCCAGACCCCCCUUUCUGAGCUGGACGUGCCGAUGUUGCUUUGCAGCACAAAGAUCUGUUUUAAAUAGAUGAAUCAGAAGGACAUCUGGCUGUUUAAGCCUUCAUUAAUUAAACCCACUCCUGGUUUGACAGCCCAGCCCAGCCUGGUGCACAGUCAGUCCCGGCUACUUUUCACAGCCCGUAUGCACCAGUAAUGACUUCCCAAUUGGAGUGUUGUUUUUUUCUAGCCUAAACACUCAAAGCUGUCUCUUUAGAUUAACUUUAGCAUGUUAAUCAGUGUUAUAUGCUAAGGCCCCUCUGAAUUCUCUUGUGAUUUUGGUUACCCCUCUUGAUUGACCUCUGGAUUUCUCAACAGAAUGACUACUACCUAUAAAUCAACACGACCUCGUUUGUUCAGUUUUCCUCCUUCUCCCUUUUCCUCCCCCUUUUCCCUGAAUCACUGCUGGAAGUUAAUAAUCUGACUCUUGGAACUGGUUCUGUUGCUGGGGGUUAAUGUUUUCAGCUCCUGUUAAGUGAUUUUAGAGUAAAUGUGAAUUGCCGUUUGGUACGUAUUUGCAUUAAGUCGCCUCUGUAGCAAAUCUGGGUCAGGGAAAAAGACUUGCAAACCUUAUUUUUAUAUGAAUGGGCUUAUAAAUCUGUCAUUCCUCCCUUCGGAACGCUGGAGAUUGACAGCUGUGAUGUUACAAGCUCCUUAAAACUAUUUCUUCAUCUCCCGUUUCUGCUGCAAAUCCUAAAACGAGAUGACAGAUGGAAUGCUAACUAGCCGGGUGCUCUGAGCUCCGGCCGAGCGUGCAGCCAUCCCAGGGCCUCCCCGCACGCCUGAUGACAUUAGUGACUCAGCACCAGAACCACAUGGAUGCUCCAUACGUCCUGCUUGGGAACCGAUCGCAUCUCUGUGAAAAGAACCAUCCAUCUCAUAAAACAUAAGUUUCCCCGCACCCCCCCACCCCCUCCCCACCCCCGUUUGAGUCCUGAUGAGGUAUUUUGAGAAUGUUCUUGACAUUAUUUAAAAUAUAUGUGUCCUGUUUGAAUGUCAAAGAUGACAUUUCUGUGAGAGCAAACAGAAGCCACGUGCUGCUCUCUGGCUUCUCCUAGAGGAUUUCUGUCAGCCUGAUGCCUUUUAUUUAAAACGGAGGUCACUGAAUUUCUAAAGAUAACGACAGAUUAGAUGAAAGUGCUUUUAUGAUGGUGAGGUUGUGUCCAUGUAGAAGUGACUGUUCUGCCAUGUUCUAUACCCAGCUGCACUCUUGUUCCUCAUUAAGGUAAGUUUGAUGCUUUGGAAUCCAUUAAUUUGGUCUGAAAGGAAGGGUGAAAUAAUUACUCUUAAUGAACCCUUUUGGUAAUGAUGUUGGGGGGGGAAGGGGUGGUUUUGUUUUGAUUUGAUUGCCUCUGUGUCUGUGUUGCUAGGGGUUGUGUGUCUGGAGUACUUGGGAUGUAACCCAAGACAUUUGUGCCAGUGAUGGCAAACCCACUCACAGGGAGCAGUGUGUGGUUAGCCAGAGGACAGCCUGAGAAGCUCUGCCAUGCACCCCUCCAAACAGGAGGAGAUUUUUUUGUCUCUAAACAUUUCAUUUGACCCUACCCCACAUAUUUGGUUCUUUUUGUCCAAGACAUCUCUGGCUUCCCUGAAAUAGGAGGAGCUCCCAUCUGUAAUUCAGAAUUUCUAUUUGUAGCUUCACUUUUUACCCCUCUGGGACUGCUCCAGAUAGUAAUUUAAUCUUGAAAUCCAUGUUUGUUCAUCAGAAAGAUACAGAGCUGAUAAAUGCCUGUCAGAUUAGGCAAUAGCUGGCUUCUUAAGGUGACCCACAGAUAGUAUCAGCAAAUCCAUGUUUAAGCAAGUUCUGCCCCAUUUGUAUUUUCAAAGUAAAAUAUAAGAUGUUAAUUUCCGCCAUUUCUCUGCAAUUGAACUCACUCAACCUUUUGUGAAACCUGGCUGCAUUUUCCUGCCCAGGGCUGUAAGAGAGAGCAGAGCACAGUUGUGUUUCUGGUGGGUGCUGGACUGAACAGGCACUAGAUCGGAUGCACAUGAGGAGGUAAAGAAAUAUCAUCAUCUCAGGCACUAUCCCUCUCCAGUCAGAUUUAUUUGUUACUUUUCUGUCACCACAGGAAAUAUCAGAGGUUCCUAUACAUAAGAGUAUUUCUUCCCUGCAGACGUCAGCGUAGCAGAGGUCUGUCUGAAUUAACUUUAGAUCAGCUCACUUGGGUGUCAGAAGCUGUCUGGGAAGCCAGGAGCUCUGCAAAUAGAGAACAGCGAGGAGUCAGACCAAGGCAAAUACGAAUGUGUUGCAACCAACAGCGCAGGAACCCGCUACUCUGCCCCAGCUAACCUUUAUGUUCGAGUGCGGCGUGUUGCUCCUCGAUUCUCUAUCCCUCCGAGCAACCACGAGGUGAUGCCUGGGGGGAGCGUGAACCUCACGUGUGUGGCAGUAGGUGCUCCCAUGCCCUACGUGAAGUGGAUGGCUGGUGUGGAGGAGCUGACCAAAGAAGAUGAGAUGCCUGUCGGUAGGAAUGUCCUGGAGCUGACGAACAUCAUGCAGUCUGCCAACUACACCUGCGUGGCCAUCUCCUCCCUUGGCAUGAUCGAAGCCACAGCCCAGAUCAGUGUCAAAGCACUGCCAAAACCUCCAACAGAGCCAUCAGUGACUGAAACAACAGCUACCAGCGUGACCCUCACCUGGGAUUCAGGCAACUCCGACCCCAUUACAUAUUAUGUCAUCCAGUACAAGCCCAAAUCCUUGGAGGGUCAGUUCCAGGAGGUGGAUGGUGUGGCAACAACCCGCUAUAGCAUAGGUGGGCUCAGCCCCUUCUCUGAGUAUGAGUUCCGGGUCAUCGCAGUCAAUAACAUUGGCAGGGGUCCCCCCAGUGAACUGGUCGAGGCCCGGACAGGAGAACAAGCUCCUUCAAGUCCGCCCCUCAAAGUCCAGGCACGGAUGCUGAGUGCCAGCACCAUGCUGGUCCAGUGGGAGCAGCCGGAGGAGCCCAACGGGCAGAUCCGAGGGUACCGCGUGUACUACACCACCGACCCGCACCUGCCGCUGAGCAUGUGGCAGAAGCACAACACGGACGACAGCCACCUCACCACCGUGGGCAGCCUCAUCACGGGCACCACCUACAGCAUCCGCGUCCUGGCCUUCACGUCGGUGGGCGACGGACCCCCCUCGGACAUCAUCCAGGUCAAAACACAGCAAGGGGUUCCCGCCCAGCCAGCUGACUUCCAGGCAGAAGCAGAGUCUGAUACCCGCAUCCUGUUGACGUGGCUGCCCGCCUCUCAGGAGCGCAUCACCAAAUAUGAGCUGCUGUACUGGGAAGGGGAGGAUGGCACCCAGCAAAAGGUGGAGUUUGACCCAACCUCCUCGUAUGCCGUGGAAGGUCUCAAACCAGACACAUUGUAUAAGUUCCGUCUGGGUGCCCGCUCAGAGCUGGGGGUAGGGGUUUACACCCCCACGGUCGAAGCCAGAACUGCCCAAUCCACCCCCUCCGCCCCACCCCAAGAAGUCGAGUGUGUAAGCACCAGCUCCACCACCAUCCGGGUAAGUUGGGUGCCACCGCCUGCCCAGAGCCGCAAUGGGGUCAUCACCCAGUACUCCAUUGCGUACCAGGCAGUGGAAGGAGAUGACAACACCAAGCAUGUGGUGGAUGGCAUUGGACGGGAGCAUUCCAGCUGGGAGAUCAAGGACCUGGAGAAAUGGACCGAGUACAAGGUGUGGGUAAGGGCUCACACGGAUGUGGGGCCAGGACCGGAGAGCGUCCCCGUGCUCGUGCGCACUGAUGAGGAUGUGCCCAGUGCCCCGCCACGGAAGGUGGAGGUGGAGUCUGUGAAUUCGACUGCCAUCCGGGUGAGCUGGAAGCUGCCCAUCUCCAACAAGCAGCACGGGCAGAUCCGUGGCUACCAGGUGACCUACGUGAAGCUGGAAAACAACGAGCCCCGAGGGCAGCCAGUGAUCAAGGAUGUCAUGCUGUCAGAAGCACAGUGGAGAGCUGAGGACUCCGUCGACCAUGAGACAGUCAUUGGAGGCCUGCUGCCAGAAACCACCUACUCCGUCACAGUUGCUGCCUACACCACCAAGGGAGAUGGUGCCCGCAGCAAGCCGAAAGUCAUCACCACCACAGGGGCAGUCCCGGGGAAGCCCACCAUGAUGAUUAGCACGACAGCCAUGAACACAGCCCUCAUCCAGUGGCACCCACCCAAGGAGAUGGUAGGGGAGCUGCUGGGUUACCGGCUGCAGUACAGACGUCUGGAUGAGGAAAAAAUGAAUACGAUAGACUUCGGGAAGAGAGACCAUCACUACACUGUGACCAACCUGCACAAGGGGGCCACGUACCUCUUCAGAUUGUCUGCCAAGAACAGAGCUGGCCCAGGAGAGGAGUUUGAGAAGGAGAUCACUACUGCUGAAGAUGUGCCAAGCGGCUUCCCACAGAACCUGCGCGUGGUGGGUCUCACCACUUCCACCACAGAAGUUGCUUGGGAUCCCCCGGUCUUGGCAGAAAGAAAUGGCAAGAUCGUGAACUACACGGUGGUAUACAGAGACAUAAAUAGCCAGCAGGACCUGGUUAACCUCACCAGGGACACAAGUAUCACUUUGACAAAUUUGAAACCUGAUACCACUUAUGACAUCAAAGUGAGGGCCCGAACCAGUAAGGGGGCUGGGCCACUCAGCCCCAGCAUCCAGUCCCGGACCAUGCCUGUGGAGCAAGUGUUUGCUAAGAACUUCCGCGUCAAUGCCGUCAUGAAAACGUCUGUGUUGCUGAGCUGGGAAGUGCCUGACUCCUAUAAAUCUGCAGUGCCUUUUAAGAUUCUCUACAAUAGCCAGAGUGUGGAGGUGGACGGCCACUCAAUGAAGAAACUCAUAAGUGACCUCCAGCCUGACACGGACUAUUCUUUUGUGCUAAUGAACCGUGGGAGCAGUGCUGGGGGGCUCCAGCACCUCGUCUCAAUCCGCACUGCUCCUGACGUCUUGCAGAGCAAACCCAUCGCCACAAACAAGUACAUACAGGAAGGAAAAUUCACACUCACCCUGCCCAAAGUGCAGACCACCGUGCCAGUUAGGUGGUACUACAUCGUGGUUGUGCCAGCAGAUCAGAGCACCAGCACCCCGACUGCUCGGUGGCGGACACCUGAUGAGAUGGAGCUGGACCAGUUGCUGGAGGCCAUAAACCAGGGGAGUCAGAGCAGGCGCCAGCGACGCCAGGCAGACAGACUCAAGCCCUACAUUGCUGCUCAAGUGGAUGUGCUGCCCGAGACCUUCACCCUGGGGGACGAGAAGAACUACAAAGGUUUCUACAACAAGCCUCUGUCUCAAGACCUGAGCUAUCGCUGCUUCGUGCUGGCCUCGCUGGAGGAUGGGGACACGAAGAGAUAUGCAGCCAGCCCCUACUCGGAUGAGAUCGUGAUGGAAGUGGCUUCAGCAAAGCAGCAAGAUGAACCAGAGAUGCUCUGGGUGAUGGGACCUGUCCUGGCCGUGAUAUUAAUCAUCAUCAUUGUCAUUGCUAUACUCCUCUUCAAAAGGAAAAGGGCACACUCCCCCUCUUCCAAGGACGAGCACUCCAUUGGCCUGAAGGACUCGCUCUUGGCCCACUCCUCUGACCCAGUUGAGAUGAGGCGACUCAACUACCAGACUCCAGGUGCCAGUGUCGCCUGUUGCCCGAAUAUCUCAAGCAUGCGUGACCACCCCCCCAUCCCUGUGAGCGACCUCGCCGACAACAUCGACCGGCUGAAGGCCAACGAUGGGCUGAAGUUCUCCCAGGAGUAUGAGUCCAUUGAUCCAGGGCAGCAGUUUACCUGGGAGAACUCCAACCUGGAAGUGAAUAAACCCAAAAACCGCUAUGCAAACGUGAUUGCCUAUGACCACUCACGUGUCAUCCUGACCUCCAUCGAUGGAGUCCCCGGCAGUGAUUACAUCAACGCCAAUUACAUCGAUGGGUAUCGGAAGCAGAACGCCUACAUUGCCACACAGGGACCUCUGCCAGAAACCCUCAGCGACUUCUGGAGGAUGGUGUGGGAACAGAGAACAGCAACUAUAGUCAUGAUGACCAGGCUGGAGGAGAAGUCCAGGGUGAAGUGUGACCAGUACUGGCCAAGCCGGGGUACGGAAACCUAUGGGAUGAUCCAGGUGACGCUGCUGGAUACAGUCGAGCUGGCGACCUACACUGUCCGCACCUUCGCGCUGUACAAGAAUGGCUCCAGUGAGAAGCGAGAGCUGCGGCAGUUCCAGUUCAUGGCUUGGCCCGAUCAUGGGGUACCAGAAUACCCCACCCCAAUCCUCGCUUUCCUGCGACGGGUCAAGGCCUGUAACCCACCAGAUGCUGGGCCCAUGGUUGUGCACUGCAGUGCUGGCGUGGGCCGGACCGGGUGCUUCAUCGUCAUCGAUGCCAUGCUGGAGCGGAUGAAGCACGAGAAGACCGUGGACAUCUAUGGCCACGUGACAUGCAUGCGCUCUCAGCGCAACUACAUGGUGCAGACAGAGGACCAGUACAUCUUCAUCCACGAGGCCUUGCUGGAGGCUGCCACGUGUGGCAAUACCGAGGUGCCUGCACGCAACCUCUUCGCUCACAUCCAGAAGCUGACCCAGGUGCCAGCAGGCGAGAGCGUUACCUCCAUGGAGCUGGAAUUCAAGCUGCUGGCCAACUCUAAAGCACAUACCUCACGUUUCAUCAGUGCCAACCUCCCAUGCAACAAAUUCAAGAACCGCCUCGUGAACAUCAUGCCAUACGAGCUGACCAGAGUCUGUCUGCAGCCCAUCCGGGGUGUCGAGGGCUCUGAUUACAUCAAUGCCAGCUUCAUAGAUGGGUACAGGCAGCAGAAGGCCUACAUUGCCACGCAGGGACCGCUGGCUGAGACCACGGAGGAUUUCUGGCGGAUGCUCUGGGAGCACAACUCCACCAUCGUGGUGAUGUUGACAAAGCUGCGUGAGAUGGGCCGGGAGAAGUGCCAUCAGUACUGGCCCGCAGAGCGCUCUGCCCGGUACCAGUACUUCGUGGUGGACCCCAUGGCAGAGUACAACAUGCCACAGUACAUCCUCCGGGAGUUCAAGGUGACGGAUGCCAGGGACGGCCAGUCACGGACCAUCCGCCAGUUCCAGUUCACAGACUGGCCUGAGCAGGGAGUGCCAAAGACGGGAGAGGGCUUCAUCGACUUCAUUGGGCAGGUGCACAAGACCAAGGAGCAGUUUGGGCAGGAUGGGCCCAUCACAGUGCACUGCAGCGCUGGGGUUGGGCGCACAGGCGUGUUCAUCACGCUCAGCAUCGUGCUGGAGAGGAUGCGCUACGAGGGGGUGGUGGACAUGUUCCAGAUGGUGAAGACCUUGCGGACGCAGCGGCCAGCCAUGGUGCAGACAGAGGACCAGUACCAGCUGUGCUACAGAGCCGCGCUGGAGUAUCUUGGCAGCUUCGACCACUAUGCAACGUAACUAGUGCUUUCCUCCAGUCGUGGUGGGGAUGUCUAGGAGUGGAGACGGGUUCCUCUGAGCCAGAGCCGCCCAUUCCUCAGUCCUUCUGUACAGGUGGAGGUACUGCCCAGGCAGCAGACCUCCACGCCAACCAGUUUUGACCACGGCAUUUAGGAACUUAGCCCCAGCGCCAAAUGAGGGAAUCCGACUCCAAAAGCAUUUCCAGUCUCUGGCUGAAUUUCUGCUCAUGUGCAUCUCUCACCCUCUCUCACGCCGACUGCAUUUCACAGCGAGGCUUUAGGUGGGUGGAAUGGGAUCUUUUUUUUAAACAUGUAAAAUAGUUACUAGUGGUUUUUAUAAUCUCCUCUCUCUUUAUUUUUUAUUUUUUGCAAGUCUUAAUGUUUUGCCCAGACAGAACUGGACCCGCCAAACCUUUGGGAGUUGGGUUGGUUUUUUUUUUCCAUUUCUUUUUGCUUUUACAUUUUUUACUUCCCUGUGUUUAUUUCAGCCCAGUCACUGCUGGUUCUGCCCAUUUUAGUGCAGCUUCCUUGGUAAUUUGCAGCAGCUGGCUUGUGGUUCCUGCCCAGCUCCAUUCCCCAUAGGCUGCUUUUUAAUCCUCUGUAGAAUAUGAAAUUUCAUGGAACUGGACCUAAGCUACCAAUUAUUUUUUUAGUCUCCUCCCCCCCAUUAUUUCCUUAGUAGGUUUGGGUUUGGGAGGGCAUGUGGGGGCGCCGGAGAAGCGGUCCCCGUUGUCAGCUGGAAACCGUUCAGUCCUAUUACAAUACGUGUUCAACCAAUCCAGUGACCGUGUGUAUUGGCAGAUCCUGAUAUGACGUGAGUUGUCGUCGCCUUGUUUGUGAGAGACCCGAAAUCCCGGGCUCCAGGCAUUGGAACCUCUUUUUGUGUGUCUUGCUGGGAAGGGGGCAGGAGAAGAGAGAGGGUCCAACACUUCCCUGGGGAGGGGAUGGAAAGAGCAAGACAUGGCCCUUUGUGUUAAUCCCACUGUUCUGUGCGUGCAAGCACCAUCCUGUCACCUCUCACCAGUGGAGUGCAUCAGAGCAUUUACACAGGCAAAGAGCACAAGCCCAGGCGACCCAGAGCGGAGCUGGGCCGGCUCUCUUUGGAAGCAGGGUACUGCAAGGAAGGGGAGGGGAGUACACAUGGCUUCAGAGGUUGGGUGUAUCUAUAAUUUCUGCUAUCCUGCAAAUGUUAAGAGUCACUAGAAUAUUGUACUUUCCGCUACUUCAGGACGUUCUAAUGAACCAAUGUGGCAAGACUACUGGACUUAAUUUAAUGGUACUAUAUAUUAAUACUCCUUAUUAUAUCACGCUUGCACUAAAGAUGGGGAGUGAGCAGCCCUCUUUCGAGUGCAUUGAGUUAUGAAUAAAGGUGGUGGAAGGGUAUCUAAUUGUAUUAUCACAUGUAUUCCGAAUGUUAAGAAUCCAAGCUACGUUGAAAUCAGCAAUCCAGGGUUGGUAAUGUUGGAGGACACAUUCAUUUUUACCUUGUGGAUGCAUAGUGCUGUAGGGGUCACUGUUGUAUACAGUCUGUUUUCUAUUUGUUAAUAAAAAAAAAAAUCUACAGCAUCAUUGCAUAAUUCUUGAUGUUAAUAAAUUUGAAUAAUUGGGUUUCAUACAA
Messenger RNA from Pseudopipra pipra, 9611 nucleotides. It is a transcript of the gene PTPRF, whose product is annotated as protein tyrosine phosphatase receptor type F. The record is from RefSeq and is a predicted model, not a curated record. The transcript is spliced from 30 exons. Bases 2979 to 7994 code for a protein of 1671 amino acids. Gene Ontology annotation, cellular component: signaling receptor complex. Gene Ontology annotation, biological process: peptidyl-tyrosine dephosphorylation involved in inactivation of protein kinase activity. Gene Ontology annotation, molecular function: protein tyrosine phosphatase activity; protein binding. NCBI's taxonomy places the organism in Eukaryota, Metazoa, Chordata, Aves, Passeriformes, Pipridae.